Molecule: messenger RNA, 761 nt
Organism: Emiliania huxleyi CCMP1516
Lineage: Eukaryota; Haptophyta; Isochrysidales; Noelaerhabdaceae
Exons: 1
Biological process (GO): rRNA processing
Cellular component (GO): small-subunit processome; nucleolus
Molecular function (GO): RNA binding
Source: RefSeq, a predicted model, not a curated record
AUGGGCUCGACCAAGCGGUCCUCGGAGGCCGCUGACCCGCCCAAGAAGAAGGCCAAGGCGGCCAAGGCGGCCAAGGCGGCGAAGCCGGCAAAGCCGGACAAGCGGGCGGAUCCGGAGGAGAAGCCGGCCGCGCCAGAGCCGGCGGCGGAGCCCGUUGCCGACUGGAUGGAGGACGAGGAGGCGCCCUUUCCUCGCGGCGGCGGCUCGGCGCUCAGCGCGCUCGAGCGCCGUGAGGUGGCCGCUCGUGCGCGCGAGGAUGCCCUCUUCACGGAGGAUCAGGAGGAGGACGAGGACGGCGAUGAGGCUGUCGGCUCCCUCCGCACGCGGCUGGGCGGCUCCUCGGCGGCGUUGGCGGCGCGGCUCAAGGCGUCCGAGCUGACGCCGGGCACGCUGGCCCUCUGCGCAGUGCGCGAGGUCCACUCGAGCCGCGCCAUCCUCUCGCUGCCCGACGGCCAUCUCGGGCUCCUCGAGCGGCUCGAGCUCUCGGACGAGCUGCACGCCGAGAUCGCGGGCGGCGGCGAGGCGGCGCACCCGCCCGACCUGCGCAAGCUGCUCGCGGUGGGAGAGCUCCUCCCCGCGGUCGUCCUCGCGCCGCCCAAGCCCGCGGGCCACGACACGCCUCGCUCCGGCCGCGGCAGCCGCUCGACGCCUCCCUCGACGGUCUCGACCCGCCUCUCGCGCGUCCAGGCGGCGGCGCUGUCGAGCGGGACGGCGCUACCGCGCGGCGCCCUGCUGUGGGGCGUGCUCAAGUCGGUCGAAGA